CGGUAAUUAUAAAUUAUUUUAGUUUUGGUCCAACGGGAACGUAUCCACUCCUAUUUGCUUCUUCUUCUUCUUCAGAUCACCAUCCUCCCUCCGUACAUCGCUGCUGAUCCAUGGAGUCAAUUCACUGCAAUAGUUUGGUAAACCCUAAUUUCGCCUUAAAUCAGCGUCGUCGGAGAACAAAUCGCGCUGUUCUUGAUCGGAGAGAUGCUCUAUCGCGGAGUCUAGUUUCUCUCGACGCCGUGGAGUUGCGGCGGAGCUGGACGUUCUCGGCUGUACGGACUUCUAACUUUACCGUUAGAGCGGCGGCAUCGACUGGUGUUGGCGGCCGGAGUUCUACUGACGCUUCGAUAAUGACAACGGCGAUGAGCGGGGUGGAUAGGGUAGGGAAAUCGAGCUCCGCGCUCGAACAGCUGGAUAUCGAGAGAGGCGUUUGUGUUCCUUUCCGAAAGUAUUCUCCGGAGACUGUGAGGAGUAAAGUUCUGGAAUCAAGAGGAUCAGUCGUCUCUCUUGCUUCAAGGGGUGUGGAGAUUGUUUGGACUCUUGGGUUGUAUUGGUCUACUUUAAUGUAUGACUUUAUGGUUGGAAGGGAUGAAGAAGUUGUCCCCUUCCGUGCUCGUCAGCUUAGGAACCUGUUGUGCAACUUGGGGCCUUCGUUUAUCAAAGCUGGUCAGGUUUUGGCGAAUAGGCCUGAUAUCAUCCGUGAAGACUACAUGAACGAGCUCUGCAUACUCCAAGAUGAUGUUCCUCCAUUCCCUAACGAGGUUGCUUUCAAUAUCAUCGAAGAAGAGUUAGGCCAACCUCUUGAGGCCCUAUUUAGCCAAAUUUCUUCACAGACAAUAGCGGCUGCAAGCUUGGGCCAAGUUUAUCGAGCUACUCUACGUGCCACUGGAGAGGAUGUUGCUAUCAAGGUGCAGCGACCACAAAUAGAGCCCAUAAUUUACCGGGAUCUCUUUCUUUUUCGAACCCUCGCUUCAUUCUUAAAUGGCUUCAGUAUACAGAAACUGGGUUGCAACGCAGAGCUAAUAGUUGAUGAAUUUGGAGAAAAGCUUUUGGAGGAGCUUGACUAUACAUUGGAAGCCAGAAACAUUGAAGACUUUCUGGAGAACUUCAAAGAUGACCCCACUGUCAAAAUUCCUCGAGUAUACAAGAAUCUUUGUGGUCCACGGGUUUUGGUAAUGGAGUGGAUCGAUGGUAUUCGGUGCACUGACCCACAGGCCAUCAAGGAUGCGGGUAUCGAUUUAAAUGGAUUCUUGACUGUUGGCGUCAGUGCUGCUCUAAGGCAGCUGUUGGAAUUUGGAUUGUUCCAUGGAGAUCCACAUCCUGGAAAUAUCUUUGCAAUGCAGGAUGGGCGUAUUGCUUAUGUGGACUUUGGUAAUGUUGCUGUACUGAGUCAGCAAAACAAGCAAAUUUUGAUUGAUGCUGUUGUUCAUGCGGUUAAUGAGGACUAUGGGGAGAUGGCAAAUGAUUUCACUAGGCUCGGAUUCUUGGCCAAGGAAACAGAUGUUUCUCCUAUCGUUCCAGCUUUAGAAGCCAUCUGGCAGAAUUCUGCGGGGAAAGGACUUGCAGAUUUCAAUUUUCGAAGUGUUACAGGCCAAUUCAACAAGCUUGUGUACGACUUUCCUAUCCGUAUCCCGGAGCGGUUCUCUCUUGUUAUUCGUUCUCUGCUUACUCAGGAGGGUAUAUGUUUCACGCUGAAGCCUGAUUUUAAAUUUCUAGAGGUUGCUUAUCCAUAUGUAGCAAAACGGCUUCUAACGGAUCCAAAUCCUGCACUUAGGGAACGCUUGAUACAGGUUCUAUUCAAAGAUGGUGUUUUCCAAUGGAAAAGGCUGGAAAACCUUUUAUCACUGGCAAAGGAAAACGUCGCCAAAAUGAGUAGCAAUCCUAAUCUACGAGUAGAGCGUGUGGAAAGUAAGCUUGACUUGACAGAUACCAUUAAGGAUGGAGCUCGUCUUUUCCUCCUUGACGAAGGCAUCCGCAGGAAACUUAUUCUUGCACUCACAGAGGACUCGAAGCUUCACGUAGAAGAGCUUGCCGACGUAUAUAAAUUGGUUGAAGACGAAGUAGAUAUUCCCACACUCGCCAUGGAAGUUGUGCGAGAUUUACCAAAUGUAUUUCGAGAUUUCGUGCUGUCAUGGAGCAACUCGGUUUUAUCCGACAGAUGAUAUGAUAAUAGGCUUCUCAAUUACAUAUUUUUUGUUGGGUGAUCUGUUGAAGAGGAGGAAAGAGGUAAUAGCCAGGGAGAAAACGUAGAUUAAUAGAGUUUAAUCUUCGGUGGGAUACAUGUGAUUAAGUAACUUAAUACACCACAAUACAUACAUGUAAAUGUAAUCAAUAUAUAAAAGCACACAGAAACUUCACUUCGCACUGUCCUUUCUUUUGACGUUGUCUAAUGUAGUUUGAUGAUAUCUAAACA
Messenger RNA from Camelina sativa (false flax), 2413 nucleotides. Its product is annotated as protein ACTIVITY OF BC1 COMPLEX KINASE 1, chloroplastic. The record is from RefSeq and is a predicted model, not a curated record. Gene Ontology annotation, biological process: protein phosphorylation. Gene Ontology annotation, molecular function: protein kinase activity; ATP binding. Lineage: Eukaryota; Viridiplantae; Streptophyta; Magnoliopsida; Brassicales; Brassicaceae.